Molecule: messenger RNA, 2525 nt
Organism: Bufo bufo (common toad)
Lineage: Eukaryota; Metazoa; Chordata; Amphibia; Anura; Bufonidae
Gene: ANKS1B
Product: ankyrin repeat and sterile alpha motif domain containing 1B
Exons: 10
Coding region: 565-1455 (296 amino acids)
Cellular component (GO): cytosol
Source: RefSeq, a predicted model, not a curated record
CCGCCUGAUUGACAGCCUAUAUCCAUAGAAACAGAGCAGGCAGAGACACUCCAUUCGAGCAGCCUGGCGGGGUGACGAGUGUCUGCCAUACACGGCGCUGGGGAUAAUGCAAUAGAGGAUUUUGUCCAUGCAUGUGAGAUCAUUCAGUCACCUUAUUCCAUCGGAAGGGUGAUGAGGAUCUGGAGGGGGAGACUAUUACCCCUGCUCACGUGUUGCAGUGUGCUCUGAGCAUCCUGCCAGAAGGGGGUCCACAGCCCAGCACUGACUGAUCAGGCAUCUGGUAGCCUUUUUCUCUUUGCUGGUUGUAUUUUUCUACAUGCUUUCUACAUUGUAACUAUUUGGAUCCUGUGUGUUGCCUCCUGGUGGCUGAGGAUCCCCUGUGAUCUGUUGGAUCUCUUCAUUCUCUUGGGGGUGUGGCCAGUGGUGGAACAGUGAAUAGGAGCUACUAAAAUAGCUUAGCCCGCUUGGCUUUUUCCAUAACCCCAACCAACUGUGGCUGCAACAUACAUCACUAAAUCCGCAAAGCUGUAUCCGACUGGGGGAUCUCUGGAUUUUUCCCACAUUAUGAUGCAAGGGGAUGGACGGCGGAGAAGAAAUGAAAAUUACUUUGAUGAUAUCCCAAGAUCAAAGCUUGAAAGACAGAUGGCUCAGAGUAAAUAUGAUUUUCAGACAGGAGAUUGGGGAGACCAACCUUCUAUCAGCCUGCGAGCCCCCAAUGAAACCACAGGCUCUAUACCCUUUCAGUACUGGCAGCAUCAUCCAGAAAAGCUCAUCUUCCAAGCGUGCGAUUACAAAGCAUAUAGCAUGCCAUUUGGGGGAAAGUAUGGACCCAUAUUAAAACCCGUUGCUCACCCCCAGUGUUCCUGGUCUGAGAUGAUAAAGUAUUUAGGAUCCAUGCUGAUCAAGGAAUUGCGAGGAACAGAGUCAACACAAGAUGCCUGCUCAAAAAUGAGGAAAUCCACAGAACAAAUGAAGAAAGUUCCAACAAUUAUUCUGUCAGUUUCUUAUAAAGGAGUGAAGUUUAUGGAUGCUGCUAAUAAGACGAUCAUCGCUGAACAUGAAAUCCGCAAUAUAUCAUGUGCUGCCCAGGAUCCUGAAGACCUCUCUACCUUUGCAUAUAUCACAAAAGACUUGAAAUCUAACCUCCAUUAUUGUCAUGUUUUCACAGCGUUUGAUGUGAAUUUAGCAUAUGAGAUCAUCUUGACACUAGGACAGGCAUUUGAAGUUGCAUAUCAGUUGGCACUACAGGCCAGGAAAGGUGGACAUUCUUCAACGCUUCCAGAGAGUUUUGACAGCAAGCCCUCCAAACCCAUCCCAAAACCUAGAGUCAGCAUUCGAAAGGCAACAAUAGAUCAGCCUGAUCAAAAGACUCUUGCCAAUCUGCCUUGGAUCGUUGAACCAGGGCAAGAAACAAAAAGGGGAAUUAGCACCAAGUAUGAAACCACAAUAUUCUAAUAUUGACUCGUCCCAUCUACUUGGUGUGCCUUCGUACACUCUCCUCCAUGAGUCCAUCACUCAAGCCUCGGUCGCCUCUUUACUACAGAAGAAACAGUUGUUGACACAGACUGUACAGCAACAAGGGAUGAUUCUUUUCACUAACAAUACAAUACUGCCAAGAAAAUGAAUCCUCUAUUUUUGAUGAUUUUUUCUUGUAAUCUCUAUCACAGUGUUUCUUUUUGUUUUAACUCUGGAUUUUAUCAGGAAAGAGAAAUCUUCAUGUAAAAUUAGUUCUAAUUGUUUCAUUAUGCAGUUGAUUUGUGGCAGUGAUAUAAUCAACACCCUCUUGAAGCUGUAAUUGAACAACAAACAAUUAUAUUGACCUAUUACAAUAAAUAUCAAUAAUAAUAAGAUAAAUAUGGAACUUUAAGAGCUGCCAAGAAAUUGAGUACUUUAUAUGCACAAGUGCAUCUUUAUAUCCAAUUAUUAUAUGUGAUUUCAUUACAGAAAUAGUAUUCAAGAUUUAUGAAGGAACUGGCUUUGCUUCAAUGUAAAGAGUACUUUGUAUAAUAUUUUAUAGGCUAUUAAAGUUGAAGCCUUGUUACUAAAUUGUAAAAAAAAAAUUCUAUUACUGUAUCCAUAAAGAAUAUAAAAUUGUCAGUAAAAUGACACAAAAAGAUUCUGGAUUUCAUGAUUUUUUAUAGCUAUAAUCUAUUCCUUUCUAAAUGCAUUAGAACAUUGUUUUACUAUUAUAUAUGGAUGUUUGUAUACAUGUUUGCUACUAAUACUGAGUGAAUGUAUGUUUAUACAGCAUAUACCGAGUGUUUGCAUACUUUCAGAUUAAUACAGCAAAGGACAAGUAACCAAUGGUGUAAUAGAUUCAUCUUUGCAUUUUUAAGUCAACUUUUAAUGGCUCUAAUUAAUACAGUAGAGGAAGAGAGGCAUUUUGUUAGGUAGCUUUAGUUAUGAAAUAAAAAAUGGUAAAGAAUUUGCAUUUCUCCUCUUGAAUGAUAUACCAUACUGUAUUUUUUCUGACAGGCCUUAGAAAUUUAAAGAGAAAUAGACGUCCCGAUUCCCCACACAUUCGA